AUGUUAGAAAGUGCAAAAGUUAUAGGUGCUGGAUUAGCUACAAUAGGAUUAAUUGGUUCAGGGAUUGGAGUAGGGUUAGUGUUUGCAGCUUUAAUUUCAGCUACUGCAAGAAAUCCUUCAUAUAGACAAGAAUUAUUCUCAUUUGCGAUUUUAGGGUUUGCAUUAACUGAGGCUCUAGCUUUAUUCGCAUUGAUGGUUGCGUUCUUAAUUCUAUACGCUUUCUAA
Messenger RNA from Fonticula alba, 225 nucleotides. Lineage: Eukaryota; Rotosphaerida; Fonticulaceae. The record is from the annotation of a RefSeq genome assembly.